AUGCUGUCGAAAGUUCUGUCUUUCUGGGUUUACGCCACAUGGCAAAUGUCAGCUGAUGAGAUCUACUGCAACGUCUCCUCGUGCACUCAAGCUGAGUAACGUCCACUUAUUCGGCACUUGGAAGAAGUUAAGACAAUGUUCCAGUUAGCUGAAAUUCGCCAUAUGGUCAGGGUCCCUCCUUGGUUGUUUGGUCAAACAUUAAAUGAUGCUGUUGUUGAGGAACUGAAUCGGAAACUUGCAAAUAAGGUUGUCUUAAAUGUAGGACUUUGCAUUGCGUUGUUUGACGUAACAUCAUUAGGAGAUUCUUACAUUUUUCCUGGAGAUGGCGCCUCUCAUACUCGCGUAACUUUUAGGUAUGUCGUCUUCAGGCCCUUCAUGGAGGAAGUUUUGGAAGGUGUAAUCAAAUCAUGCAGUGCAGAUGGUAUUCAAGUUAGUCUGGGAUUUUAUGAGGAUGUCUAUAUACGUCAGGAUGCAAUGAUGACCAAUUCACGUUAUGAUGAAACGGAUGGGACAUGGGUCUGGGACUAUCAAACUGAUGAUGAGACUCACCAUCUUUUUAUGGAUAUUGGAGAAAAGAUACGCUUCAAAAUAAUUGCAGAACAGUUCACAGAUACGACACCUGCAGGGCCUGAGCUUAGUGAUGGAACCAAUACAGUAGCAGAGCGUCAAGAAGGAAAAAAACCAUAUGUCAUUUAUGGAACAAUAAAUGACCAAGGCCUUGGCCUAGUUUCAUGGUGGACGAGCAGUAAUGACGAUCAAGGCAAUGUAGAAGGAGAAGAGGAAGAAGAAGAAGAGAUGAUGGCAUGACCCUUGUAGUAAGCCAGCCAGUCUUAUCCAGAGUAUGGUGGGUUGCAGUGACUUUGCACCUGUCUUAAUGGUGGAAUACAUGUCCUAAUGAUCUGGUAAUGAAGGUUAGUAGCUGGAAGUAACAGCACUUACAUGAUUAGGGGCAUAUUCUACACUGGAAAUGUAUUGAAAGCAAGACAAAUAUUUCAAAAGUCAUACUUUUUCUCAAUCAAUUAUAAGCCAACUCUUGGCAUUUAAGUGCUACUAUCUAUAAUUAACUCAGAAUGAGAAAUUGUGGAAAAUUCAGUUUUUUAGUAGAAAACUCAUUAUACUGAUAAUUUGAAUACAUACGUACUUUUAAUAUUUAUUUAAUAAUAGAAAUGUGACUAGACCAUUUACUGUGGUUUACAAAGACUUGAAUGCCCAGUAACAUACGUUUUUCCAGCCAGUUUUGCCAUGAAGUAUUUCAAGUCAAAUACUAUGAGCUAAAUGAGUUUCUUGCUCCUUGGCUUAACAAAUAUUAUGUUACAUUUUUGUCUGUCUAUGAUAUUUAGCUUAGGAUACAUAAAGAUACAGGUAUUUUCCCAUUUACGAUGUUUCAUUUUAUGGGGUUAGCAGUUCUGAUGGUUGUGAAGUUACGAAGCAUUACUAAUACAACAAUAUUGAAAAUAUUUUAAAUUUCACGCGCAACAGGAACAGGCAGCAGCAAACGAUGGCCUCAUGAGCUUCUUGGAGUUAUGUUGAUGAUACAAAAAUUCAUCUUUUUCAUAUUUUUUUUUUAUGAUACAGUAAUACUCCGAACUUAUGCGAGGUUAUGUUCCAGACCCCCUCGCAUAAGGGGAAUUAUUGUGUAAGUUUGGUACAGUCUCUAAAAAUUUACCUUUGUAUACACAUUUUACAUGUAUGUUAAAAAUAAUAGUCGUCUUCUUCCUAGCUUAAACCCAUUUUCAUAUGGGGUCGCCAUUGUGAAUGAGUCGUCUCCAUCGAUUUCUGUCCUGUGCCUCGUUCUCAUUUAUACCUUUCAAUACCAUAUCUUCCCCUACUCAAUCACGCCAUCUUUUUCUUGGUUUUCCCUUCUUCCUUCUACCCCGCACUUCCAUUUCCAUCGUAUGUCUUCCAACAUGACAUUCCUCCCUUCGUAACAGGUGUCUAUACCAUCGAAGCCUUCCUUCCUGUAUUUUCUUCGAUAUUUCAACUACCUUUGUUGAUCUUCUUAUAUACUCAUUUCUAACCCUAUCUUCCCUUGUUACUCCCGACAUCCAUCUCAACAUUCUCAUUUCUGCUACUUCCAUUUUCUUCUCCUCUGUUUUCCUCAUACUUGCUGUUUCUGUUCCAUACAACAUUGCUGGUCUGACCACCGUCCUAUGAAACUUUCCUUUCAAUUUCAGAGGGACCUUCUUGUCACAGAGGCCCCUGAUGCAGACCUCCAGUUAUUCCAUCCUGCCUGAAUUCGGUGUCUCACCUCUUGGUCCAUGCUUCCACUAUCCUCUAAUACGGGACCCUAAGUACUUGAACUUCUGUACUUUUAUUUCUUCCCCACCAAUCUUAUGCUACUUCCACCGUCCUCAGUAAUACUGGAACAUAUAUUCGGUUUUUGAUCUGCUUAUUCUCAUUCUUCUCUCCUCAAGUGCUGCUCUCCACCUCUCCAACCUCCCUUCCAACUCCUCCCUCCCCUCUGAACACAACACAA
Molecule: messenger RNA, 2476 nt
Organism: Macrobrachium nipponense
Lineage: Eukaryota; Metazoa; Arthropoda; Malacostraca; Decapoda; Palaemonidae
Gene: Polr3H
Product: DNA-directed RNA polymerase III subunit RPC8-like
Exons: 7
Coding region: 136-807 (223 amino acids)
Biological process (GO): DNA-templated transcription; transcription initiation at RNA polymerase III promoter
Cellular component (GO): RNA polymerase III complex
Molecular function (GO): DNA binding; DNA-directed RNA polymerase activity
Source: RefSeq, a predicted model, not a curated record